This is a messenger RNA of Cyprinus carpio (common carp), 502 nucleotides long. Its product is annotated as fibrinogen-like protein 1. The transcript has 2 exons. Bases 154 to 384 code for a protein of 76 amino acids. The record is from RefSeq and is a predicted model, not a curated record. NCBI's taxonomy places the organism in Eukaryota, Metazoa, Chordata, Actinopteri, Cypriniformes, Cyprinidae.
AACUCCGAGUGGAGUGUGGAGGACUUUGAAGGGAAGAAGGCUUACGCUCUGUACAACUCUUUCUCUGUGGGCUCUGAGGCUGAUGGGUACAAACUGCAAGUGAGCGGCUUUGUAGAUGAAGGAGCAGGUGAUUCUUUGAGUUAUCACAAUGGAAUGAAGUUCUCCACCGUUGACAAAGACCAAGAUGCUUUGAGCGGUAACUGUGCUAUGACAAACUCUCAAGGAGGGUUUUGGUAUAAUGGCUGUGCUUAUGCAAACCCCACUGGUCUGUAUUUGUGGGGGAAAGAUGAUGGCAAUAUAUAUAUUGGUGUCUACUGGUAUUACUGGAAGGGCAGCUAUAAAUCUCUGAAGUCCAUCAGCAUGAAGAUCAGACGUGUGAAGUAGAGCAGGGCUUACAGACACUUCACUGCAGCUUGUGCACAUCCACAUCUUUAUGCAUACAUGUGGAUCUUUCUUAAAAUGAAAUUAAUUUUCCUGAUAAAUAAAAAUGUGUUGAAAUUGG